This is a messenger RNA of Diversispora eburnea, 873 nucleotides long. The record is from the annotation of a GenBank genome assembly. NCBI's taxonomy places the organism in Eukaryota, Fungi, Glomeromycota, Glomeromycetes, Diversisporales, Diversisporaceae.
AUGCCAAAUCAACUUCUAAACGCCGGACCCAUUCCAUUAAUUAUACCUCCUUAUCCACCUUCCAUUGACCUUAAAACCUUAAUCGUCAAACAACCGGAUGGUAAAAUUCCGGCUAAAGCUCCAAAUGCAUUCAUCAUAUAUCGUAAAGUAUUUAUUGGGGCUGCACGUGAAAAAGGAUAUUACUUACCAAUGCCAAUUGUGUCAUCAAUGGCAUCACAGGCUUGGAAAAAAGAACCCGAGCUUGUCAAGGAAGAAUAUAAAAGACUUGCCAAAGAAGCAUUCGAUUUACGUAAUGAAUUAAGCCCAAAAUCAGGACGUCGUAGAAAACGAGAGAAAUGGAACAUCAUAUCAUUUAAAAAACCGUCAACAUCAACGUCUAUAAAAAGUUCUUCCUUGCCAACCACUCCAACCAUUCCAGUCACUGAACUCCAAAAAUCACCUUCAUUUUCGUCAUGUUCUUCGACAUCAAUUACUCCUCCAGUCACUGAACUCCAAAAAUCACCUUCAUUUUCGUCAUAUUCUUCGACACCAAUUAAUUUUAAUAAUUUUAAUAAACCCUUUGAUCAAGAAUCAACUCAAUUAUACUUUGAUAAUAGUAUCGAAGAAUCACCAUCUCUAAAUAAAAUUUUUGAUCUAGGAUUUAAUGAUAGUGAAACACAUUUCACAAAUUUUCCAACGUCACCUUCGUAUUUUUUUCCCGAGUUUCCGAUAAUACAAGGAGAAAGUUGGAAUUAUGAUUGUAAUUUCACACAAAAUAUCGUUCCUUCACAAUUCCCUUUUGAAGGAUUACUUGAAUCAUUACCACUAGAAUCCAAUAUUUGGCAAUAUAUUGCCGUCCCACAUAACGACUCAUCAAAUUUCGACUUGUACUAA